Carcharodon carcharias (great white shark) is the source of this 1395-nucleotide messenger RNA. RefSeq names its product interferon stimulated exonuclease gene 20-like 2 (gene isg20l2). The transcript has 3 exons. The record is from RefSeq and is a predicted model, not a curated record. Gene Ontology annotation, cellular component: nucleus. Gene Ontology annotation, molecular function: nucleic acid binding; 3'-5'-RNA exonuclease activity. NCBI's taxonomy places the organism in Eukaryota, Metazoa, Chordata, Chondrichthyes, Lamniformes, Lamnidae. Bases 32 to 1000 code for a protein of 322 amino acids.
GGCGCUGCUCCCUCCCGCGGCCGCCCACGCCAUGUCGGAUUUAACGCUGAACCUGGACUUCACCGUCGGCAAGCCCAAGAAGCUGGCUCAGCCCAACGUCAAGCACCAGCACUUCCUGAAGAGACGCGCCUACCUGGAGAGGAGGGGCUACCUCAGCAAGAAACGGGGGUCCAGGGCGGCGCCGGAGAGGGGGUCCAGCUUGCCGCCGGCGGGGUGGUCCAACGCCUCCAAGCCCUGCCAGCCGGCGCGGGCGCCCCUCCCCGGCUCGUGUGCCGGCGUCACCAACGGGGCGCAGACGCCAAGGAGCCGGCCGCCGGGCAAGGGGGCCAUCCGGCCGUGGAAGGGCCCCUCCCCCUCCUCCUCCCGACCGCCGGAGAGGGACCUGCUCCUCGGCGAGUGCCAGAGCAGCCUCCCGACCCCCGCCCGCGGCACCGGCACCGGUACCACCGCCCCCCCAUCCCGGCCCUACAAGUGCGUGGCCCUGGAUUGCGAGAUGGUGGGCACGGGCCAGGGGGGGAAGAGGAGCGAGCUGGCGCGGUGCAGCGUCAUCGGCUACGACGGAGACCUGGUCUACGAUAAGUACAUCCUCCCCCCGAACCCCAUCACCAACUACCGUACCCGCUGGAGCGGCAUCCGCAGGCAGCACAUGAAAAACGCCACACCCUUCAAACUGGCACAGAAAGAGAUAUUGAAGGUCCUUUGCGGCAAGAUUGUGGUCGGCCAUGCAGUGCACAACGACUUCAAGGCGCUCAACUACUUUCACCCGCAGUCGCUGACCAGGGACACCUCGAAAAUCCCGCUCCUGAACAGGAAGGCGGGCUUCCCCGAGAAGGAAUCCGUAUCCCUGAAGCGACUGACAAAGCAGCUGCUUCAUCGAGACAUCCAGGUGGGGAAACAAGGCCACUCGUCCGUGGAAGAUGCCCGGGCCACCAUGGAGCUCUACAGACUGGUGGAAGCUCAGUUGGAGCCUGAGGUUGGAGGACAGCCGGGCCAGAAGUAGCAGGCGUGUGGAGGGUGGGGUGAGGGGCAGAGCUACCCCCCCUCCCCCCACCGAACACCAGUGAGCUUCCUGCCUGUGAUGAUGUCAGAAAUCCCCCUCCUUUCUGAGAGCAGGAACAGGCCAGUAUGGGAAACUUUCCCUGAAGAUGGCAACUCGGACAUGGACGAUACAUAGACAUGGGACCUAGCAAGCGAACUGAUGCUAAGAUGGUUGAGGGGUUAUAAAGUACUGAAGUUGUGUUUUUAUAUUAAAAGAAACAGAUUCUUACACACACCUACAAAACGCGCACCCUUCACAGUCACACACACACACACACUCUCAUACAUACCGCCUCUCACACACACACACACUCCCAUUCUCUCGCCCCCCCCCCCUCUCUCGCCCCCUCCCUCUCU